CGCCCGGUUGAGUUUUCCUCUUUGUUUCACUGACCGUCGCCUGGGCGUCGUCUCUCCGACGACGCGGGCCGGAAUUUUCUGCCGCCUCCACCUCACCAAGCAUACGAUCUCGUCUUCUGGCGUUUCUCUUCCUCAGCUGAUCUCCCGCAAGUCUUCCCAUCUCGCUCCUCUGUCCCAAUUCUCCAUUCCUGUCUCCGCGAUAUCCGUUUUCUCUACGGCAAUGGCGUUGUAAUUUCUACCUUCUCAUUCUCUCUGGUGGUCGUCGACUUCGCUGUGUAUCGGUUCUUCCGUCGAGUUAAAAAAGUUGCAGACAUGGCUGUCAAAAUUACCGCGGCCUAUUCCGGCUACAUCACGCAGUCGCUCGCCGGAAUAAGGUCGGCUAAACCUAGGUUUUUCAACGACUGCUGCCUGUCGAAGGUCCUACUUUCGAAGCGGAGGGCAGAUCUUGAGCCCCCAUCGAUCGGAGCUUCCGGUGUGAGCAACCCAUAUCGUGUUAGGGCGGGCCGGAAUUACGGGUGCAUCGCCGCUGCUGAUAUUCUUCCGGAGAAGUGCAGCUCUAGGUUUUUUGUUGGAUUGAUUUCUGUCAUGAAUUCCUCGAGGAUUUCUUGCUACAGUUCGUCACGUGUGGGUGUACUUGGGGCGUCAUCUGGGUUGAAUUCGAUCAUUCCCUUCUUCAAGUGGCUCCCCUGCAACGAGCUUUUUCAGGGCUCUCCACUUUCGGCGUGCGCAAGUAAUAGUGAUUGUGAGAAAGAUAGCGCCGCUGCGGACGAGAAACUGAAGGACUCAGACAAGAACAUGGCAGGGAGCACGAAGCCACUGAGUUGGUUUCAACAGUGGGCGAAUUUCAGCUCGGAAGAUGCGAAGUUGCUUUUCACGACGGUGACCGUGUCGCUUCUUUUCCAGUCAUAUAUGGCGGACACAAAAAUCAUCCCGUCGCGGUCAAUGUAUCCCACGUUUGAUGCGGGAGACCGUAUAUUAGCCGAGAAGGUAUCCUACUGUCUCACAAAGCCAAAGGUUGCUGAUAUAGUGAUAUUUAAGGCUCCCGCUGUCUUACAGGCAAGCGGUGUCAGCCCUACAGAGGAAUUUGUGAAAAGAGUAGUUGCUACCGAAGGGGACUUUGUGGAGAUAAGGAAUGGAAACUUGUUGGUGAAUGGCAUUGUUCAGGAAGAAGAUUACGUAUUCGAGCCUCUAAAAUAUGAAAUGGAUGAAGUGAGAGUACCGAAAGGGUAUGUAUUCGUGCUGGGGGAUAAUCGCAACCACAGCUUUGAUUCGCAUGACUGGGGUCCACUUCCUGUAAAGGACAUUGUCGGGAGGUCUGUACUUCGUUAUUGGCCAACAUCUAAAAUAUCAUACACCAUUUACGAGCCAAGGAAGCAACAGCUUGUACCUGUGCUCAUCUGACAACCAAGUUUUUCUCGAGUUGCAGAAAGAACUUCCUUUUGCAUAUUUAUUUGGCUUGCAGUUUUCCUUUGAGACUGAAAUUUGUUGGGAAAUAUAAAUACUUUAAUCCCUCUUUCUGUAUGUUUCUAUUUCAUAAGGACAGCAGCUUUGGUGAUGCCUUGCAUCUCAUCUUCAAUGUAUUAACGUUUGAGUGGAACUUGUAGAUACCCUCUAUAAAAACAGCCAACAGGUGUAUAGCUUUAUCUGUGGCAUUUCCUCCUCUGGGGCCAAA
Nymphaea colorata (pocket water lily) is the source of this 1672-nucleotide messenger RNA. Its product is annotated as thylakoidal processing peptidase 1, chloroplastic-like. The record is from RefSeq and is a predicted model, not a curated record. Gene Ontology annotation, cellular component: chloroplast thylakoid membrane. Gene Ontology annotation, biological process: thylakoid membrane organization. The coding region runs from base 313 to 1401 and encodes 362 amino acids. Gene Ontology annotation, molecular function: serine-type endopeptidase activity. The transcript has 6 exons. Lineage: Eukaryota; Viridiplantae; Streptophyta; Magnoliopsida; Nymphaeales; Nymphaeaceae.